This is a messenger RNA of Harpegnathos saltator (Jerdon's jumping ant), 1053 nucleotides long. RefSeq lists its product as uncharacterized. The record is from RefSeq and is a predicted model, not a curated record. Bases 651 to 965 code for a protein of 104 amino acids. NCBI's taxonomy places the organism in Eukaryota, Metazoa, Arthropoda, Insecta, Hymenoptera, Formicidae. The transcript has a single exon.
AUUCAGGGAUUUCAGUCGCUUGUUUCCUCAGAGAACGCAAUCGCUACAGCCGGAGGACACGGCCCUCUCGUCCGCAUGUGCAGUGUCUAAAUUAUUCCGCCGGGCUGGAUCGACGAUUGAAACUUUACCGCUAGCGAUCUUGGCGUUCUUUCUCGUAUCGUCGACGAGCAUGCAUAAUGAGCAACCCUUUGGGGCGAUUUCGAAGGGAACGGUCAGUCGUCGAAACGACGAGGUUGCGGCGGUACCUAAAAAAGAAAAAAACAACAACGUUGAGCUACCUGUCCGUUGCUUUUUUUUACCGAGCGCAUAGUCGGCGAAGUUUAUCUUCGCGAUAUUCGUCGACGUUUCUGGCGCUUGCGCGUUUGCCGUUUUGCCGAGGAAGAUCGGGCUUCAGCAACCCUCGCUUAAACGUUCCAACGUUCCAACAUUCGCAACUCUGUCCUGCUGAUUUUCUCGCUAUUUUUCUUUUCCCGUUCUUGUCAUUGACGUCAGAAAUAAUUAAUACCGGAAGCUAAUAUAUCAUAUCAAGCAUAUGUAUAUUGAUGUACACUCAGUGAUGAAGUGAUCGUUGGCAGUCAAAACGCGAAGCUACAAGAUCGAGGAUCGCGACAGGUCGUUGAAAUUGAGCUUUGAGCUCUGAUUCGCCGAGGAUGGAUUUGAUGAAGAUCGAGUUGGGUUGGAACAAGUACAAUAUGUGGAUGUUAGGCGUCUGGCCCGAGCCGACCAAGACUUCACGAGCAAAGCAGCACCUCUCGAAGCUGAUCUUUUGGUCGACGUCCACCAUCGCGUUGCUGUUCGUGUGCCUGCCAAUGAACGCGCACUUGUUCAUCGUGCCCACAAAUCUGAACGAAGUGAUACAUAAUCUGUCGGUGAACGUGCCGACUUUCUUGGCUUUCGUCAAACAGCUGUUCUUGCGAUAUCACGGGGAAGGUAUUUGCAUGCGUUUUAAUUUCGUGUCCUUCUAGUCAAAGCAGUCCCUUGAUUGGCGGAAACGUAAAAGUGCGUCUUAGUAAUUCUGGUAGUUCAACAUCUUUAAAAUUGAGUGUUUCAAGA